Messenger RNA from Geosmithia morbida, 1443 nucleotides. RefSeq lists its product as uncharacterized. Lineage: Eukaryota; Fungi; Ascomycota; Sordariomycetes; Hypocreales; Bionectriaceae. The record is from RefSeq and is a predicted model, not a curated record. Bases 1 to 1443 code for a protein of 480 amino acids. The transcript is spliced from 3 exons.
AUGCCAUCCGUCCGUCAGAUAGUGGCCGCGGCCGUGGCCGUCAUACCCCAUCUUGCCGCCGGCCUCCAAGUAGCUCCUGGGUCGCCCUGCUCGGGCUUCUGCAUCGACUCCCCCAGCCUCGACGAGUCGGACCCAGACUCCUCCAACACUGGCUCGGGCGACAUCGUCUGCACAGACGAAGGGUAUACGUCACAGGAGAAUGGGAGGAAGUUUCAGCGCUGCCUCACCUGUCUUCAGAGUAGCGCUCAUACUGCCGACCAGGAGAGUGACCAGCAGUGGUUCUUCUAUAACCUUCGAUACGCAAUAGACUACUGUGUUAUGGGAUACCCAAACGGCACAGACACCAACGGCGGCGGCCCCUGCACCACCUCGGAAUCCUGCGGCGCCUUUGAGGAGGCUCUCGAGUUUGGCAUAGAGGACCCCGCGUACGCUCAGCCGUAUCAAUUCUGCGGAAAGAGUGACGGCCGUCUCGCCUCGGCAGAGUACAUGGAUAACUGCCAGGCGUGUGUAGGUGUCGACGAUAGUCAAUCCUACCUUGUCAACUUCCUGGUCGCCGUCCGCGCCGGGUGCGAGCAGAAGCCCGCAAACAACAUGCUAGUUGGUCUGAGCGACAGCGUCUUCGCCACUUCAACCAUCUCCAUCGUCCAAGCCUCGAGCUCGAUCAACUCCUCAUCCUCCUCGUCCAACCAGUCCAGCCUGUCCUCUCCGGCCAUCGUCGGCAUCGUCAUCGGCUCCCUCGUCGUCAUCCUCUUCACGUCAGGCUGCAUCUUCAUGCAGCUGCGCAAACGCCAGAACCGUCGACGCAUCCGCCUCCGCCUCCGUCGCCAGCAGCAGCACAACCCCAUGUCCCCCAUGUCAUUCCGCUGCCAGACGCCGUCCAGCGCGCAUCACCACGACGACGACGGCGGCGAUGACGGGGAAAAGGGGAAGAGGACAGCCAUCGUGUCAUCAUACGUUGUCAGUCCGGCCGAAGCCCUCCGCUCGAACCCCUUCUCAUUCAGAAAACUCCCCGGAAUCACCACCGCUGCUCUCCCCACGCCUCCCUCUCCCAUACGCGACGUCUCGACCGCCGCCUCGUCGCCGGAGAACCAUUUCGUCACCCCCACAACCACCACGUCUACCCACUCCAACGCCCAUCUCCUCUCGUCCACAUACAGGCCGUACAACCCCGCCGACUUCUCCCCAUCCAUCCCCGGCCUGGCAAUCACUACUUCCCACGCGGAGACAUACCAUGACACCCCCACGUCAACCCCUUCUUCUCAGAUCAACGCCUCAGUGUGGGAGCAGCCGGAUCCGCACAGCAGUGGUGAUGACCGAGGCGCCAACCCCAGGAGGAACACGAGUAGUGCUUGGGGUUUCGCCCGUAACAAGACUUCCCCUUCUACGGCGACGAGAAAUGCUGUGCAGCUGUCGUUUCCCCCGCCGCCCGGGUCGGGCAAAUAG